Capsicum annuum is the source of this 3267-nucleotide messenger RNA. Its product is annotated as peptidyl serine alpha-galactosyltransferase. The transcript is spliced from 8 exons. Gene Ontology annotation, molecular function: glycosyltransferase activity. Lineage: Eukaryota; Viridiplantae; Streptophyta; Magnoliopsida; Solanales; Solanaceae. The record is from RefSeq and is a predicted model, not a curated record. The coding region runs from base 223 to 2889 and encodes 888 amino acids.
UUUGUUUUCUUUUUCUUUUUCCAUUUUCCACAGUUCACAAAGAUUACAAACACUUGUCUAUAUUUUAAAUUAAUAUACUCCUUAAUCUUCCACGAUCUUAGAUCAUACAACAUCAAGACAAAUUUUUUACUAAUUUCUAAUAAAUUAAAAAAAAAAAAAAAAGCUUUGACUUUUCACCAAAAAUAUGAAAUUAAGAUCAAUAGAGAGAUACCCUUUUGAAUUAUGGUGUUACUGAUGGAGAAAAAAGCAAUCUUGAUGGUAUUGGUGUUGUUGUUGUUGUUGACACUGAGUAGUUUAAUCAGUUGUCAAGAACAGAAAAAAGUUGAUACAAAAAAGGCACCAUGGAGGAUCCACACAUUGUUUUCUGUAGAAUGUCAGAAUUAUUUUGAUUGGCAAACUGUUGGAUUAAUGCAAAGUUAUAGGAAGGCAAAGCAACCUGGACCUAUUACAAGAUUGUUGAGCUGUACUGAUGAAGAGAGGAAGGGGUAUAAAGGGAUGGAAUUGGCUCCUACUUUUGAGGUUCCUUCUAUGAGUAGACAUCCUAAAACUGGUGAUUGGUAUCCUGCAAUUAACAAACCAGCUGGAGUUGUUCACUGGCUUAAACACAGCAAAGAGGCAGAUAAUGUUGAUUGGGUUGUCAUACUGGAUGCGGACAUGAUCAUUCGAGGUCCAAUUGUACCAUGGGAGAUCGGGGCAGAGAAAGGGAAGCCUGUUUCUGCGUAUUAUGGGUAUUUAAUUGGAUGCGACAAUAUUCUUGCAAAGCUGCAUACAAAGCAUCCUGAAUUUUGUGAUAAGGUUGGUGGGCUAUUAGCCAUGCAUAUAGACGAUCUUCGAGCUUUGGCACCCCUAUGGCUUUCAAAGACUGAAGAAGUACGGGAAGACAGAGCCCACUGGCCAACCAACUAUACUGGUGAUAUCUACGGAACAGGGUGGAUCAGUGAGAUGUAUGGAUAUUCAUUUGGUGCUGCUGAGGUAGGACUCCGGCAUAAGAUCAACGAUAACUUGAUGUUAUACCCUGGCUAUGUUCCACGAGAGGGUGUUGAACCUAUUCUUAUGCAUUAUGGCUUGCCUUUUACAGUUGGAAACUGGUCAUUCGAUAAACUAAAACAUCAUCAGGACGACAUUGUCUAUGAUUGCAACCGGCUUUUUCCUGAACCUCCUUAUCCCCGAGAGGUAACACAAAUGGAACCUGAUCAUAACAAAAGGAGGGGGUUGUUUCUGAAUGUAGAGUGCAUUAAUACCAUGAAUGAGGGCCUUUUGUUACAACAUGCUGCCUUUGGAUGCCCUAAGCCUAAGUGGUCAAAAUAUCUAAGCUUCCUAAAGAGUAAAACGUUCGCUGAACUAACUCAGCCAAAACGUUUGACUACCCAAAGCCGACAAAUGAUGGAGGUUGAACAUAAAGAAGUUGAUAAUGAACCUGAAAAGCCACACCCAAAAAUCCACACUAUUUUCUCUACAGAAUGCUCGCCUUACUUUGAUUGGCAAACGGUGGGGCUUGUCCACAGUUUUUACAAGAGCGGUCAGCCAGGGAAUAUCACAAGGCUUCUAAGCUGUACAGAUGAAGAUUUAAAGCAAUACAAAGGCCAUGAUCUAGCUCCCACCCACUACGUACCAUCCAUGAGUCGACAUCCAUUAACGGGAGAUUGGUAUCCGGCAAUCAACAAACCGGCUGCAGUUCUUCAUUGGAUGAAUCAUGUGAAGACAGAUGCUGAAUACAUUGUAAUUCUUGAUGCCGACAUGAUCAUGAGAGGACCGAUAACACCAUGGGAAUUCAAAGCACAUCGCGGCCGACCUGUUUCAACUCCUUAUGACUACCUUAUUGGCUGUGACAACAUACUGGCAAAGCUCCACACUCGCCAUCCUGAAAAUUGUGACAAGGUUGGUGGUGUAAUCAUUAUGCAUGUAGAUGAUCUACGGAAAUUUGCGUUGCAGUGGCUUCACAAAACGGAGGAGGUUCGAUUAGAUAGAUCUCAUUGGUCCAAGAACAUAACAGGAGAUGUCUACGAAGCUGGAUGGAUUAGUGAGAUGUAUGGUUACUCAUUUGGUGCCGCAGAGUUGAAUUUGCGACACGUCAUAAGCGACAAGAUUCUGAUAUACCCUGGAUAUGUUCCUGCACCCGACGUAAAAUAUAGAGUCUUCCACUAUGGCUUGGAAUAUAGGGUUGGUAACUGGAGUUUUGACAAAGCAAACUGGAGACACACUGACUUGGUUAACAAAUGCUGGGCUAAGUUUCCUGAUCCUCCUGAUCCAUCGUCACUUGAUCAAACUGACAACAAUGCCUUACAACGCGACUUGCUUAGCAUAGAAUGUGCAACGACAUUGAAUGAAGCGCUUCGUUUACACCACGAGAGAAGAAAAUGUCCAGAUCCUAACACUAUUUCCACGCCCAAACGCGAAAGAGUAAAUCAGGAGAGAGUCAAUGAAACUAAAACCAAUGCUGAAACUAGAACCGAUGCUGAAACAAGAACCGGUGUUGAAACUAGAGCGGAUGCUGAAACAAGGAACGGUGUUGAAACUAGAGCGGAUACUGAAACAAGAACUGAUGCUGAAACUAGAAUGGCUGUUGAAACAACCACAUCGAGGAAGUUUGGAAACGCUGACGACGUUCAGGCCUUGAGGCACGAUGAAAUGCCUAAAAACAAUUCUCAGAAAUCCUCGUCCCAAGUUGAAACAUCAAACGGAACAUUCACUUCCAUGAGAUUCUGGAUCAUGGUCUUGUGGGCGGUUUCAAUCUUCCUCUUCUUAGGUGUCAUGUCCGUUGUGCUUAAAGGCCGUAAGGGAUUGAAAAAGAGAGGUAAAGGUUACAAGGCUAAGAGAAGAACUUCAUAUUCCGGUUUCUGGGACACGAAUGGACAGGAUAGACAUCUACGCAACGCUGAAACAGCAUAGGAAACUCUCUUCUUGGUACAAACGUCAAAAGUUCGCUGCACAUCAAACAUGAUCAUUCGCGACAUGGUCCGUGUAAGUUCAUUACUUUUAACAACGACGAAAAAAAACAUUUCUUUUAAUCGAGUUACUAUGUUUAGUUGAUUGGUCAUUGCCAUUGGAUCAACUUCACAUGAACUAUGACUAGCAACAAACAUAAUGUUUAGUACAAGUUCAGGAAUAGAGUUUUUUGGCCUAAUGCUGUUUUUUUUUUUUUUUUUACUUUUUCUAGAAAAAAAAAGGUAGUAAAGUUUCCUUUUUUGUUUUGAAAUAAUUACAAUUCUUUGUAUUUUAAUUUUCUGCAGGUGUAAGUUUCAUGAGUAUUAAUAAGUUUCAUUUCAA